UCAAAAAAGCACACCUCAAAAAAAAAAAAAAAGCAUUCUCUGCUCUUUCUCUCCGCUAUCAUCGCUUCUUUCUCUUCCUAAUUCUUAUUCUCUCUCACUCACUUUUCUUCAUUUCCCAUCACACCUCAAUCUCUGUUAAACCGUGUUAACCACAAAAAUGAGACCAUGACGACGCUGUCUCAACCUCCAAGAACCGUUCGCAAGUUGCUGGUCGAAGUUGUCAAUGCUCGUGAUCUUCUUCCCAAGGAUGGCCAGGGGAGCUCCAGUCCUUAUGUCAUUGCUGACUUCGAUGGCCAGAGGAAGCGAACCUCCACCAAGUAUCGCGACCUCAAUCCAGAAUGGAAUGAGACGCUUGAGUUUAUUGUCUCUGACCCAGAUAACAUGGACUUUGAGGAGUUGGAAAUCGAGGUCUUUAAUGAUAAGAAGUAUGGCAACGGCAGCGGCCGGAAAAACCACUUUUUGGGCAGGGUAAAGUUGUACGGUUCUCAGUUUGUCAAGAGAGGAGAAGAGGGGCUCGUUUAUUUCCCUCUCGAAAAGAAGAGCGUUUUUAGCUGGAUUAGAGGCGAGCUCGGGUUGAAGAUAUGUUACUAUGAUGAGUUGGUCGUUGAGGACCAACAGCCUCCGCCUCCUUCAGACAAGGAUGCACCGCCACCACAGGAACAGCCCAAGUCUCCGGCGGUUGUUGUAGUGGAAGAAGGCAGACCUUUAGACGGGCCUGCACAUCCUGAGAUUUCUCAUAGUCAUCGUUUUCCCGAUGGAUCUCACUUGCCUCCUGUUGUCGUUAUCGAGGAAUCCCCACCUCCUGUGGUGCAUGUUCACUCAGAGCCACCUGCUCCGGAACCAGCGAUGCCACCUUCAGAGGGUCUUUACAUUCCGGACAUGAGGAAGAUGCAGACUACUAGAGUUGCUGCUGGUGGUGGCGAGAGAGUGAGAGUAUCAAGGCGGCCGGAUGAAGAAUACUCUCCAAAAGUUAUUUCUGGAAAAUUUACUAGUGAAACUGAGAGAGUCCAUCCAUACGAUCUUGUUGAACCAAUGCAGUAUUUGUUCAUCAGAAUAGUCAAGGCACGUGGUCUGUCACACAACGAGAGUCCAUACGUGAAGAUCAGGAUUUCGAAUCAUUCUUUAAGAACUAAACCCGCCAUUUACAGACCCGGUGAGCCAACCGACUCGCCUGAGUGGAAUCAGGUGUUUGCACUGGGUUACAACAGACUUGACUUGACCAGUUCGACUUUAGAAGUCUCGGUUUGGGACUCGCCGGAGCAGUACCUGGGUGGCAUUUGCCUCGGACUCUCUGAUGUUCUUGUGAGGGACCCACCUGACAGUCCAUUGGCUCCUCAAUGGUACCAUCUCGAGAGCAGCCCCGGUCAGAAUAGCUGUAGGGUCUCCGGUGACAUCCAACUAUCGGUCUGGAUCGGAACGCAAAAUGAUGACGCUUUCCCAGAGGCAUGUAUAUCUGAUGCGCCAUAUGUCUCUCACACGCGCUCAAAGGUUUACCAGUCCCCCAAGCUCUGGUAUUUAAGAGUCACAGUUCUUGAAGCACAAGAUCUACACAUUGCUUCGAAUCUACCUCCAUUAACGGCUCCAGAGAUUCGAGUCAAGGCUCAUCUAGGAUUUCAAUCUGUAAGAAGUAGGCGAGCAUCCAUGAAUAAUCACAGUGCAUCGUUUCACUGGAACGAGGACAUGAUAUUCAUUGCCGGCGAGCCGCUGGACGAUUGCCUUAUCUUGGUAGUGGAAGACCGUACAAACAAGGAAGCAAUAUCUCUCGGGCACAUAAUCAUUCCAUUGGGCUCGAUCGAGCAACGGAUAGAUGAGCGCCACGUGGCGGCCAAAUGGUUCCCAUUGGAGGGUGGAGCCAGUGCUGGACCAAAUUGUGUAGUUGGGUGCUACUAUGGGAGAAUAUAUCUCCGUCUCUGUUUGGAGGGAGGGUAUCAUGUGCUGGAUGAAGCGGCCCACGUAUGCAGCGACUUUAGACCCACGGCUAAGCAGCUAUGGAAGCCAGCUAUAGGGAUUUUGGAGUUGGGGAUUCUAGGCGCUCGUGGCUUGAUGCCAAUGAAACACAAUCCUUACAAAGGAGGCAAGGGAUCCACUGAUGCUUACUGUGUAGCUAAAUACGGAAAAAAGUGGGUCCGUACAAGAACCAUCACGGACAGUUUUGAUCCACGCUGGAAUGAGCAGUACACGUGGCAGGUUUAUGACCCUUGCACUGUCUUGACCAUUGGUGUCUUUGACAAUAGUCGUAUUUUUGCUGAUCCCUCUGGCGUAGAAGAAAAGUUCGAUACUCGUAUAGGCAAACUACGGAUACGAGUAUCGACACUGGAGAGCAACAAGGUGUAUACGAAUUCCUAUCCUCUGUUGGUUUUACAAAGAACGGGUUUGAAGAAAAUGGGCGAGAUAGAAUUAGCGGUUCGUUUCGCCUGCCCGAAUUUAUUGCCAGAUACUUGCGCCGUAUACGGUCAACCAUUGCUUCCUCGAAUGCACUAUCUCCGUCCACUUGGAGUGGCCCAGCAAGAGGCACUGCGUGGAGCUGCCACCAAAAUGGUUGCUUCUUGGCUUGGACGCGCCGAACCGCCAUUGGGCCAUGAGGUGGUUCAGUACAUGUUGGAUGCGGAUUCUCACACGUGGAGCAUGAGAAAAAGCAAGGCAAAUUGGUUUCGGAUCGUAGCUGUUCUUGCGUGGGCCGUUGGGUUGGCAAAAUGGUUACAUAAUAUCCGGAGAUGGAAAAACCCAGUUACGACAGUACUGGUGCAUGUUUUGUAUUUGGUGCUUGUUUGGUACCCGGAUUUGAUUGUUCCUACCGGGUUCUUGUAUGUGUUUUUGAUUGGUGUGUGGUAUUAUAGGUUCAGGCCCAAGAUACCAGCGGGUAUGGAUAUUCGGUUAUCUCAAGCGGAGACAGUUGACGCGGAUGAGCUGGAUGAGGAAUUUGAUACAAUUCCAAGCUCAAAACCACCAGAAAUAAUCAGGGCCAGAUAUGACCGAUUGCGAAUUUUGGCAGCCCGGGUCCAAACAGUCUUGGGCGAUAUCGCGACCCAAGGGGAGCGGGUUCAAGCUUUGGUGAGUUGGAGGGAUCCACGGGCCACAAAGUUGUUUAUAGCAGUGUGUUUGGCUAUAACAAUAAUCCUUUACGUGGUGCCACCAAAAAUGGUUGCAGUGGCCUUAGGAUUUUACUAUCUACGACACCCAAUGUUCCGGGACCCUAUGCCACCGGCCAGCCUGAAUUUCUUCCGGCGGCUUCCAAGCUUAUCGGAUCGGUUAAUGUAGAUUUGGUAGAGUGGAUAUAUAGUAACAGAUAAUAGAAAUUAAAAUUUUUGGGCACCGAAUUGUGAAAGGUGAAAGUUGAAACAGCAUAAUAAAGGACUACUGUUUUUGGUUGAAAAGAGAUGUCCCUCUGAUGAACAGUGAGGUGUGAAAAAAAAGUAACUCAAGUUGACAUAAUGUGCCCUUUUUUCCCCCUUUGAAUUGAUGGAUUACAGGCUGAAAACUUGGAAUAAGAGAAAGGAGUGGGGCCUGAGGCAGUUUGAAGCAUAAAGAAAAGAAAAUUUUAGAGCCAGUUAAGUGGGAGGGAAGGAAAGUUUAAGCUUUGAAAUGUUACUUUUCUAACUUAUAAAAAACCGCAAUUAUUUUUUUUAA
Hevea brasiliensis (rubber tree) is the source of this 3627-nucleotide messenger RNA. Its product is annotated as protein QUIRKY. NCBI's taxonomy places the organism in Eukaryota, Viridiplantae, Streptophyta, Magnoliopsida, Malpighiales, Euphorbiaceae. Bases 166 to 3258 code for a protein of 1030 amino acids. The transcript has a single exon. The record is from RefSeq and is a predicted model, not a curated record.